Kwoniella botswanensis is the source of this 780-nucleotide messenger RNA. RefSeq lists its product as uncharacterized. The transcript has 4 exons. Gene Ontology annotation, molecular function: oxidoreductase activity, acting on the CH-OH group of donors, NAD or NADP as acceptor. The record is from RefSeq and is a predicted model, not a curated record. Lineage: Eukaryota; Fungi; Basidiomycota; Tremellomycetes; Tremellales; Cryptococcaceae. Bases 1 to 780 code for a protein of 259 amino acids.
AUGUCAUACGGACUCUUAAAAGGAAAAGUCGUAGCUGUGACAGGUUGCUCAACGGGUAUUGGAAGAGCCAUUGCUAUCGGUGCUGCCAGAAACGGUGCGAAUGUCAUCCUCCAUCACUUGGGGGACUCGACGAGAAAAGAUAUAGAAGGUGUAGAAGCGGAAUGCUCAAAAUUCGGUGCCAAGACUGUGAUUGUUCCUGGUGAUAUAGCUUUGGAGUCUACUGCAACAGCUAUCGUCGAAGCGGGAGUCUCAGCAUUUUCAAGGAUCGACGUCCUAGUUUCCAAUGCUGGUAUAUGUCCAUUCCACACUUUCCUUGACCUCCCUCACGAUCUCUGGAAGAGAGUUCAAGAUGUCAAUUUGAAUGGAGCUUUUUACGCUGUUCAAGCUGUUGCCAAUCAAAUGGCCAAACAGGAACCUAAAGGGGGUGCGAUAGUAGCUAUAAGUAGUAUCUCAGCCUUGAUGGGUGGAGGUGAACAAUGUCAUUAUACACCCACUAAAGCGGGUAUAAAGAGUUUGAUGGAAAGUUGUGCGAUUGCCUUGGGACCGUUGGGAAUAAGGUGUAACUCUGUUCUUCCAGGAACAAUCGAAACAGAUAUCAACCGAGAAGACCUUUCCAACCCUGAGAAACGAGCAGACCAAGUACGACGUGCUCCCUUAGGUAGAUUGGGAGAACCUGAGGAUCUCGUCGGACCAGCUCUUUUCUUCGCUAGUGAUUUGAGUAAAUACUGUACAGGUGCUAGUGUUCUGGUAGAUGGUGGAAUGGCUAUUUCCCUUCAAUAG